AGUGAAGUUUUAAAAUCUGCUCCGUAUCAAUCUUCUUCUCCUUCUUCUUCCUCCGUUCAAUCAACUCAUCAAUUCCGGACAGAUAGAGAUACAGAGGAUCAGAUCGGAAUGGACGGCCCGCCGGAGAACGAUAUCUGCUCAAUAUGCCAUGGCACCUUCCACAUUCCUUGCCAAGCCAAUUGCUCCCACUGGUUUUGCGGCAAGUGCAUUUUACAAGUUUGGGAUCAUGGGCCAGCCUUCCAGCCGUGCAAAUGUCCGCUGUGUCGCCGCCAGAUCACUCUGUUGGUUCCUUCAGAUAAUUUAUCAAGGCAGCGUCGAGCUCCUGAGGACUCUGAUGUUUUUACAAAAAUUCAAAGAUAUAAUGGUUUGUUUGGCCGGCAGACCAGUGGACUUAGUCAGAAAUUGCAAGAUCUUCCCUUUCUUCUCAGGAGAUUGUUACGAGAUAUUACAGACCCUCAGAGAUCUCUUCCUUUUUUCAUCAGGGCACGCGUAUAUCUGGCAACGUUUUUAAGUGUGCUCUACGUCCUCAGCCCUAUCGACAUUAUUCCAGAAGGAGUUUUGGGUAUAAUAGGCCUUCUCGACGAUGCCAUUAUCGUCUUCAUAUGCUUCCUGCACGUAGCUGCACUUUAUCGCGCAUUACUCGUCUCUCGCCAUGGAGGUGGUUCCUCAUCAUCAUCAUCAUCAUCAUCAUAGUUUCAUCAUAAUUAUAGGUUCCAUAUUCUCUUCCAGCUUCAAAUCAACUAGGGAAGCAACU
Cuscuta campestris is the source of this 754-nucleotide messenger RNA. The record is from the annotation of a GenBank genome assembly. NCBI's taxonomy places the organism in Eukaryota, Viridiplantae, Streptophyta, Magnoliopsida, Solanales, Convolvulaceae.